Molecule: messenger RNA, 1515 nt
Organism: Gambusia affinis (western mosquitofish)
Lineage: Eukaryota; Metazoa; Chordata; Actinopteri; Cyprinodontiformes; Poeciliidae
Product: retinol dehydrogenase 7-like
Exons: 5
Coding region: 116-1075 (319 amino acids)
Molecular function (GO): oxidoreductase activity
Source: RefSeq, a predicted model, not a curated record
CAGGGGGCGCCCAUUGUCGUUUCCUAUUUCGACAUCAUCUGAUUAGAUUCCGGACUUUGUCUCGUCGGGUCCACUCGAACAGGAGACGGUCCUCGGACAUUGCUCUGCUGCAGACAUGUUCCUGUAUCUUCUGGGCCUGGCCGUGCUCUUCUACCUGUUCCGCUGGAUCAGAGAGCUCCCCAGGGUUGGUGACAAGGCCAACAAGUAUGUGUACAUCACGGGCUGCGACACCGGCUUUGGGAACCUUCUGGCUCGCCAUCUGGACAAGAUAGGCUUCCGAGUGAUUGCCGGGUGUUACACUGAGAAGGGAGAGGAGGAGCUGAAGAAGGCCUGCUCCAGCAACCUGAUCGCAACACACCUGGAUGUUGCGUCAAAGGAGAGCUUGGCUAAAGUUGCAGCCAUGAUUAAGGAGAAAGUUGGAGUGCAUGGUCUCUGGGCUUUGGUAAACAACGCAGGCAUUGCUGUUCCCUCCGGCCCCUGCGACUGGCAUACCCUUGACGAUUACAAAUCAAUGCUGGACGUGAACCUGAACGGGGUGAUCGGAGCCACACUGAGCGUCCUGCCUCUGAUAAAGAAGGCCAGGGGCCGAGUGGUGAAUGUCGCAAGUGUGUUUGGGAGGAUCUGUGUCACAGGGGGCCCAUACCCUGUCUCAAAGUUCGCCGUCGAGGCGUUCAACGACAGCCUCCGGUUCAACAUGGCUCCUUUUGGUGUCAAAGUCCUCUGUAUUGAGCCGGGAUUCUUCAAGACCAGCGUCACAGACAGUGAACUCCACAUCAGGAACGUCCAAACGCUGUGGGACAGACUGCCGCAGGACGUCAAAGAUGACUACGGGGCGGAAUACGUCCAAAAAUCCAAAGACAUGAUAAAAGAAAAAGUUACCCAAAUGAGUGACGGCGAUCUGAUGAAGGUGGUCAGCUGCAUGGAGCACGCCGUCUCCGCCACCUGGCCGCGCAAACGUUACUCCCCCGGCUGGGACGCCAAGUUUUUCUGGCUGCCAAUGUCAUACAUGCCAACCUGUUUUGUUGAUUACUUCUUCCUGAAGAAUGCCAUUCCCAUUGCCAAGAAGUUACAGUAACCCUCCAUCUAUGCGUCCACUUCAUGCAUGUACCACUCUGUACAUCUUAGCUGACAAUGCACAUUUCGAUUUUAGCAGUCGGUUUAGUCUUGAAUUGUUCACUCUAAUGACAAGGUUGAGCUGCUCUCACAAGGACACUGUCAAGGCCACCUUAUCUGUUGCUUAAAGUAAACUUUCUGCAAUCAUGAUUGUCAGGUGUUAAAGGUUAAGGAAAAGCAAUAAAAACCCCAACCUGCUUUCAAUUUGGUUACAAAAUUAGGCUAGUUUGUGCACAUAGAAAUCAAGCCGACCUUUAGAUAAUCCAGUGUUUGGCUCAAUAUAAGCCCCAAUCACCAUCCCUCCACCACCGUGCUCGACAAGUUGGGAUGGAUUUUUUAUUUUUUCCUCUAUGGCAAAACAUUUGUUUGGAAGUAGUGUUCAAAUACAAGUUUGCAAAACUA